This is a messenger RNA of Cryptosporidium ubiquitum, 765 nucleotides long. RefSeq lists its product as uncharacterized. Bases 1 to 765 code for a protein of 254 amino acids. The record is from RefSeq and is a predicted model, not a curated record. NCBI's taxonomy places the organism in Eukaryota, Apicomplexa, Conoidasida, Eucoccidiorida, Cryptosporidiidae. The transcript has a single exon. Gene Ontology annotation, cellular component: eRF1 methyltransferase complex. Gene Ontology annotation, biological process: methylation. Gene Ontology annotation, molecular function: nucleic acid binding; protein methyltransferase activity; S-adenosylmethionine-dependent methyltransferase activity.
AUGAUCAAUUUGUCAUUUACGAAGAAAAGUGAUUGGGAAAGUGUUUAUGAGCCUUCGGACGAUUCUUUCUUAAUGGAAGAUGCAUUAAUUGUGGAGAAGAGUGAGAUUAUGAAGCUAAAUCCUAAAUUUAUCUGUGAAAUAGGAUGUGGAAGUGGGUACUUGACGGCAUGCCUAUUGAAAAUAAUGAAAGAAUUAGAAGCAGAGUUUCCUCUACCAAUUGCUUAUUUAGUGGAUGUGAAUUUAAAGGCAUUAGAAAUGUCUGAAAAAGUUAUAUCAAACAAUGAAAUAAACUGCCCAAUAGAAACGAUAAAAAUGAACCUCUUUACUUGUUUUACAAAGAACCGAGGACUAUUUGAAAUAAUAAUUUUUAAUCCACCUUAUGUCCCUAGCACAAAUAAAGAGCUUAAUAAAUCUAUUUUAAACUGCGGAAUUGAUUCAGCAUGGUCUGGGGGGACCAAUGGCCUAUUUUUUGUAAGUUAUUUUCUAUUUGGUGACAACAGACUUAUUUUAUCUGGAGCAAACUACCAACCUCAAGAAGAAGAGAUCAUUCGAAUUGAGGAUCAAUUCUAUGAUUUUCCGUGUUUAAUAGAUGUUUUAGCUCCAAAGGGAGCUUGUUACCUGCUUUUGGAAAAAAAUAACCGUCCCGAAUUCACUCUUGAGCAAAUCCUAAAAGACUCAAGAUAUUCAGGCUGGAAUGCUAAGUUUAUUAUUGAUAGAAAUGUUCAGCUGGAACACUUAUAUAUUCUUAAAAUAUCCUCAAACUAA